AUGAUUACAAUUUCAAUUACGGUUUUGGAAUUUGGAUAUGAUGAGGUUCAUGAUGAUUAUAAGGUAGUGGGUAUUUUCUAUACAUCCACUCAUGGCUAUGUCUGUGUAUAUAGUUUAAAAACUGAAUCUUGGAGAAGACUUGAUGAUGUUCAAGGAGGGAUAUUAUACCAUCGUUCGGCUAAGUUGGUGAAUAGGAAGUUUCACUGGGUAACUAUGCGUGUUCAUGGUUGGGGCAUUACGUCUGUUGAUUUGGUUGAUGAGAAGUGUCAAAAGGUGGAGCUACCCUGCUGCAAAGGAUACUUUUAUUUGACGCUUGGAGUGUUGGGAAGUGAACUUUCUGUGCUCUGUAAUUAUGAUAGAACUCGAGCUGAUGUGUGGGUUAUGAAGGAGUAUGGGGCUAAAGAGUCUUGA
Messenger RNA from Nicotiana tabacum (common tobacco), 411 nucleotides. Its product is annotated as F-box/kelch-repeat protein At3g23880-like. The record is from RefSeq and is a predicted model, not a curated record. NCBI's taxonomy places the organism in Eukaryota, Viridiplantae, Streptophyta, Magnoliopsida, Solanales, Solanaceae.